AUGUCCCCGUCCGCCCAUCCCGACGCUCCCAUCAUCAUCUUCGGAACGGCCAACUUUGGCAGUCCGGAAGAUUCAAAGGGGAAACUUUUUGGGCCUGUGACGGUGGAGCAAGGUAGGGAGUAUCUCGAUGUGCUCCAGGAAUUCAAUGUCGAUGUGCUUGACACGGCUCGAAUCUAUAGUGGUGGUGAGAGUGAGAAGUUACUCGGCGCCCUGGAUGCAUCUCGUGAGUUCAAGAUGUGCACAAAGGCAAGCGGUACAUUGGAUGGAUGCGGUACAAGGGAUGCCGUUCUUUCUGCCUUCAAGGCCUCAUCCGAAGCCCUGGGCGUAAAAGAGGUGGAUACCUACUACCUCCACACCCCAGACCGCACCACCAGCCUCGAAGAAACAAUGGACACCAUAAACGAGCUCCACAAAGCCGGCAGCUUCAAAACCUUCGGCAUCAGCAACCUCCGCGCCGACGAAGUCCAACACCUGCACACCUACGCCCGCUCAAAAAACUACAUCCUCCCCACAAUCUACCAAGGCACAUACAAUCUCCUCUCCCGCCAAUGCGAAACCAAACUCCUCCCCCUCCUCCGCACCCUCGGCAUCCGCUUCUACGCCUACUCCCCGCUCUGCUGCGGCCUGCUCAUCAACGCAGAAGCAAAGUUGCAGGCCUCGACCGGCCGCUGGGAUACCUCGCAUUUUGGGGGCAAGUUUAUGAAUGCGUUGUAUAAUAAGCCGUCGUAUAUUGCCGCCAGCAACGCCUUUCAGGAUAUGUGUGGCAAGUAUGGGGUUAGGCCGGCGGGCGCGGCGUAUCGCUGGGUGAGGUAUCAUUCGGAGUUGGAGGGGGGGUUGGGGGAUGGGAUGGUGGUUGGGGCGAGUUCGGCGAGGCAGUUGGAGGAGUCGUUGGGGGAGAUUGAAAAGGGGCCGUUGGAGGAGGGGUUGGUGGGGGAGUUGGAGGGGUUGUGGGAUUUGGUCAAGGAGGAUGCGCCGGCUUAUAGUUUGUGA
Plenodomus lingam JN3 is the source of this 990-nucleotide messenger RNA. RefSeq lists its product as uncharacterized. The record is from RefSeq and is a predicted model, not a curated record. Lineage: Eukaryota; Fungi; Ascomycota; Dothideomycetes; Pleosporales; Leptosphaeriaceae.